CUACAUUUCUUUUUUAUUUUGAAUCGGUUGUGUUGUUGUUAAAAAGUAAAAAGAGAAUAAAAAUAAUAAAUUUACCAUAAAAAUUAUUUAAUAAAUAUGGGUAAAAAAAAGAAUAAGAAUAAAGUGAGCGGAGCAGUCAAAACUGCUGCUAAAACCGAUAAAAAGUUAGCAAACAAAUUGAAAAAGGAGUUGGCAAAUCUGGGAGAGGAAGAUAUAGCUAAAGUAAUAGCAGAAAUUGAGAGAGAGGAAGCUAAACGUGCUGCAGCAUCAGAUAAAACACUACCAGGUCCUCCAUCCUCCAGAGCGUAUGCCUCCCUCACUCCGCAUCCCACCAGCAAUGAACUCAUCAUGUUUGGUGGAGAGUUUCAUAAUGGACAAAAGACAGAAGUAUACAAUGAGUUGCUGUUCUACAAUCCCGCUAACGGUAGUUGGAGACUAGUGAAGGCGCCGGGAGCACCACCACCAAGAAGUGCCCAUCAAACUAUUGCCACAUCCGCCAAUAAAGGCGAGCUAUGGGUAUUUGGAGGUGAAUUUACAAGCCCCACAGAGACACAGUUCUACCAUUACAAGGAUCUAUGGUGUUUCUCACUUACAGAAAAGAAAUGGGAAAAGGUAGUGGCUCCAAACGGUCCAUCUCCACGAUCAGGUCACCGCAUGGUGCUGCUGGGUCGCAAGCUGUUCGUAUUUGGUGGCUACUGUGACGACGGCCGUGAGUGCCGGUACUUCGAUGACCUCUACACAUUCUGUUUGGACACGCGGCAGUGGGAGAAGUUGAGUCCCAGUGGGAGGGGGCCGUGUGCUAGGUCUGCCUGCGUUAUGUUACCCAUUGGGAAUGAUUCGUUAAUAGUCGACGGCGGGUUUUCACGAAUACGCGAAGGGCGUACGGAGCGCACGCAGAAUCACAUGGACAUGUUCAAGCUGAGCCGCAAGGGUGACGCCUGGUCGUGGCGCGCGCUGGCCGGCUCCAAGAGCAGCCUGGCGGGCCGCGCCGCCGCCGUCAACGUGCACAGCAACAGGGGCUAUGUGUUCGGCGGUAUAUGUGACUUCAUAGAGAAUGAAGAGGAAUUGACAGGAGUGAUGAGCGACGAACUGUCAAUGCUGGACCUGGACAAGUGUCGCUGGCACGCCGUCACCCUCCGCACAGAGACCGCACCCGCCUCACUAGAUAACGCACAACCAGCCGCACAAGAGACAGAAAUCUCUGAACCAGAGGAGAGUGCACAAACUAAAGAAGCUGUUACUGUGGUAACAGAUGAAGUGUUCACAAUGAAGCUGGGCGGCGCUGUGGCUGCAGCGGCCGUGCAGCAGCCCGCGGCGCCGGCAGCGCAGCCGAUGCGCGGCGGGCCCGGCGCGCGCAUGUCCGCCAUGCUGGCCGUGCAGCGCUCCGUGCUCUACGUGUACGGCGGCGUGCUCGAGAAGGACGACAAGCAGUUCUAUCUGGGGGACAUGUACAGUCUAGAUUUACACAAAUUAAACGAAUGGAGAACACUGAUCGAACAGCCGCCAUUACCCGAUUGGCUCGGCUCCGACAUCGAGGAGUACUCCACUUCGGGCUCCGAGAGCGAGACAGACGAUAGCGAAGGCUCCGACGAGGGAUAGAGACGUGAAAUCUAAUUUCUAAAGAAAAUAUUCUAUAAGAAAGUUUUAGAUAUUAUUAAUAAUUGCUGCUAUCAACAAGUUAAAUGUGCAAAGAUUGUUAUGAAUAUUUCUUGAAAACUGUCAUUUUUUUAAAACUAACGAGAAAAUUUUAAAAUGGUAAGUUUUGUAUUUGAACCAUAUGUUAUUUGUAUGGUCCUUUGGUUAUUUAGAUUUUUCCAUUACUACUGUAAGAUAUACUAACACUAUAUCUUACAGUAUACUAACAGUAUAUAUUACAGUAAUGGAAAAGUUAGAAAAAUAUGUUUACAUUUUUGUAUUACUUGCAUAAACUUUCCUAUUAGAUCUUGACAAGUUAAUUAUAAGAAUAACAUAUUUUUAAUGUUAAGCAUAAUUUUUAUCAAUCAAUGUGAUAGGUAUUUUAUUAAACUGUACAUAAGACUAUAAUAAAAGGAAAAUUACAUUUCAA
Molecule: messenger RNA, 2065 nt
Organism: Bicyclus anynana (squinting bush brown)
Lineage: Eukaryota; Metazoa; Arthropoda; Insecta; Lepidoptera; Nymphalidae
Product: kelch domain-containing protein 4
Exons: 9
Coding region: 97-1599 (500 amino acids)
Molecular function (GO): protein binding
Source: RefSeq, a predicted model, not a curated record